UCCUAAUGAAACAUGGAUGCGAAAAUUCUCAGUAAAAUACUAGCAAAUCAAAUUCAGCAGUAUAUUAAAAGAAUUAUUCACCACAAUCUGGUGGGAUUUAUUCGUGGGUUGCGAGGCUGGUUCAAUUUUCACAAUUCAAUAAACAUGAUACACCAUGCUAAUAAAAGAAGGGAUAAGAACCGUAUGAUCUGUCAAUAGAUGGAGAAAAAAACAUUUGACAAAAUACAGCAUUUUUUCUUGAAAACAAAAAACUCUCAGCAAGGUAGGGAUAGAAGAGACAUACCUCAGCAUCAUAAAGGCCAUAUGCCAAAUAUCUACAAUAUCAUGCUCAGGGGGCAAAAACAUUAUCCUCUAUGUAGGAAGCCAAAAGACAUCACCAAAAAAAUUGCGAGAAGUAAAAAAACUGCAAGAAAUGAAACACGAAUUUGAAAUACUUGCAGGAUAUGAAAUUAAUGUGGAGAAAUGUGUUGCAUUUCUAUGCAACAAUAAUGAGUCAUCAGAAAGAGAAAUUGAGGAUUCAAUCCCCUUCACAAGAGCACCGAAACCAAUAAGAUACAUAAGAUUCAGCCUAACCAAAGAGGUGAAUGCCCCGUGCUGUGAAAACUAUAAAAUAUUGAUGAAAGGAAUUGAAGAUGACAGACACAAAAUGCAAAAACAUCUUCCCGUCCUUGAACGGGAAGAACAAAUAUUGCAAAUAAGGUUAUACGACUCAAAGCAAUCUGCACAUUCAAUGCAAUCGCUAUCAACAUAGCAACAGCAUUUUUCACAGAGCCGGAACAAAUAACCCUAAAAUGUUUAUGGAACCACAAAAGAUUGAAAAUAGCCAAAGAUAUGUAGAAAGAGAAAAUCAAGGCUGGGGGCACCACAAAUUCAGACUUCAAGUUAUAUUACAGUUUUCUAGUGAUCCAAAGAGUAUAGUGCGGGCACAAGAAGAAGACACCUAGAUCGAUAGAGGAGAAUGGAAAACCGAAACAAGAUGCAAACCUGUAACUCUAGGCUGAAUUAAUACUUGACAAAGCAGGAAAGAAUAUCCAAUGGUUAAAUGACAGUCUCUUCAGCAAAUGAUGUUGGGAAAACUAGACAGCCACAUGCAGGAGAAUGGGAUGGGAACACUUUCCCACACCAUGGAUAAAAAAAAAUAAAUUCAAAAGGGAUUGAAGAUCUAAAUGUGAGACCUGAAACCAUAAAAGGUAGAAAAGAUAGGCAGUGACACCUUUGACGUGGCCAUAGGAUCUUCUUUCUAGAUAUGCCCCUGAGACACAGGAAACAAAAGCAAAAAUAAACUGUUGGGACUUCAUCAAGAUAAAAAGCUCUGCACAGUGAAGGAAACAACCAAAGCUAAGAGGCAACUUACAGAAUGAGAAAAGAUAAUUCUAAAAGACAGGUCCAAUAAAGAUUUAGUAUCCAAAAUGUAAAUCUCAGCAUUCAAAACAUGAAUUAUCCAACUGAAAAUGGGCAGAAGACACGAAUGGACAUUUUCUCUAACAUGACAUUCCGAUGGCCACCAGACACGUGGAAAGACACUCAAUGUCACCCAUCAUCAGGGAAACGCAAAUCAAAGCCACAAUGAGAUAUCACCUGACACUUGCCAUAAUGGCUAAAAGAAACAGCACAGGAGACAACAGGUAUUGGUGAGGAUGGGGAGAAAGGAGAACCCUCCUACACUACUGGUGGGAAAGCAAACAGAUGCAGCCACCGUACAAAAAUAGAAUGGAGGUUCCUCGGGUUCAAAAUAGAACUACCCCAAGACCAGAAAUGCACAACUAGGUAUUUACCCGAAGGAUACAAAAGUACAGAUUCGAAGGGGGAUAUGAUUUUCCUCAUGUGCUUUGCAGGUGAUUGGACCCGUCUUCCCGGGUCUCCCAGGUCACUAAGCCACGCUCUCCUUGGACACCUCAUGUCCCUGCGGACAUGCGCAGCAGAGGGCGGUCAAGAGCGAGGGGAAGCAGCUGGAGCCUGUCUGACCACAACAGGAUGGGCUCGGACGGAGCCCGCACUCUUCUCCCCGGGGUAGGCCUGAGUCCCUAUGAGGCUGCGGAGGGCAUUGCCUCCGUGGCCCAAGGACGUGGUAACACACGCACUUGCCCCGAAUGGUCCUCGUCCACGGGUGCUCUGCGUUCUUUCCUUCAAGGUUGUUGCUCAUUCGUGCCCACAGGCAAACCAUCGAGGUGCCACCCAUCCGCACACGGAGGACUAAGGCUGGCGCCCAAGGUCCCGCUCAUGGGCCUCCUAUCUAAGGGGUCUGAUUUCCGUCUCCUGCCCUGCUGGCCAGUGCGGCUUCACAGGAGCUGCCGGGGAGCCGCCUGGGAGGCGCCUGGUGUCAUUGGAAACUGGUUCCCCAGAUUCCGAGGCUGCCUCCAGACCAGACUGAGAGGCUGACCAGUCCAGAUUGGCGGGCCCAGGGUUCAAAACCCACGGGGACCUCAAAGUAUAUGUUUGUUUAAAAAAAAAUCCAUAUAUAUAUGAACGUAUGCAUAUAAUUUGGAGAUAUAUAUACAUAUGUAUCUCGAAAUUACAAAGUCAUUGCUACAAAUACACCUAAAAAGGAAAAGUGGAACACUCCGAAUGAAAAAUGACCAAAGUGAAAAGAAAUAAACCACACGAGUUUAACUGGAACAAGUAAAAAACGAAGGAAAAAAAUUAAAAUGACUUUCCAGGGAGGUGAAGCAGGAGGCUCGUGCCGGGCGCCCAGAGGUGGGGCCGGAAUCCUGAGCCCUUGUACCAGGGCCACGAAGGGGUCCGGGCAGAGACACGGUGCACAGGGCCUCAGGGUGCGUCUCUGUGCCUGAGCUGAGAUCCCGAGAGGCCUGUGGGUGCCGGGAAGGGGGCGGGCCCAUGCGACGCAGGCCAAGCUCCAACUCUUGCUUCGGGUGGUCCCGAGGCCCCGUCCCGGGAGACCUCCCUGGCCCGCCCAACGUCAGCCCCACUGAGGGCAGAGCCACCCAGGAAGCUGUGGGAAGGCCGAGGGGUGGGCCUUCCUGGGGCGGGGCCACCCAGGCCGUGGUAAGUCCCGCGCUGCCGCAUCCAGCCCAGUCGACCUGCCGGCGCCCCGAGAGCGAGCUCCUCCUGCAGCAUGGCCUCCAGCAGCACCCCCGGCGGCCCACUCCCUCGAGCACCCCGACGAAGGAGGCUCGUGUUGACGGCAAGCCAGAAGGGGGCCCUGCAGGCAUUCUUCCAGAAGAACCCUUACCCCAGCAUCACUGCCAGAGAACACCUGGCCCGAGAGCUGGCCAUCUCCGAGUCUAGAAUCCAGUGCAGAGGAAGCCUGCGCAUGGGUCCAUUGGUGAGGAGAAGGACACCCGUUUCCAGUGUCUUCUUGGUCAGUCAAAGUGCCUCAGCUCCCUACAGGGGACUUCAGCAGGAGCUGCAUCCUCUGCCCAUGCGGAUGACCAAAGAAGAAAUGACUCUUGUCCCCAUGCCGUCUGUUGUCUGGUUCCAAAACCAGAGAACGAGACAGCUAAGGCAGAGCCGCCGACUGGACUCCAGAAUUCCCCAAGGAGAAGGGCCACCGAAUGGAAAGGCACAGCUUCCAGGUGACUCCCCGGCACCCAAGAAGGGUCCCCUCCUGAGCCACUCCUUGACACAGGAACGUGUCUCUGUGUGCUGA
Canis lupus familiaris (dog) is the source of this 3607-nucleotide messenger RNA. Its product is annotated as double homeobox protein 4C-like. The record is from RefSeq and is a predicted model, not a curated record. Gene Ontology annotation, molecular function: DNA binding. The transcript is spliced from 4 exons. Bases 3074 to 3607 code for a protein of 177 amino acids. Lineage: Eukaryota; Metazoa; Chordata; Mammalia; Carnivora; Canidae.